GAGCCCCAGUUGAGUAAUUUCCUAACAUAAGGCUUGUGGCUCGAUUCUUGAAUUCAUUCGCAAGAGAGAGAGAAACGUAUUCGCAAAUUCUGUUCUUAGAGAAAAGUUGGAAGUUUAGCUAUCGUAUGGCUUUUUAAUGAAUAAACUUUCAACUUUUCUGUUAGAGUGAGUAUUUGCGCAUACGUUUCUCUUGCGAAUGAAUUCAAGAAUCAAAUCCCAGGCCUAAUUGGUCUAAAUUUAGAGAUCUAACAAUAAGGACCAAUGAUCACUGACCGCUCACUGAUCACUUGUGCAAAGAGUUUCAAAUUCCUCUGUUAAGAUGCAGUUUGAUCAUUGAUGGAACGACAUUCAGAAUCGUGAUACUUUGUCCCUGGAAGAACGGAAAUCUAAACGGGCUACAAGCAGCUACAAGACGUUCAGAAGCUAUUGAGACAACGUAAUGUCUUACGCAAUAUUUGUGUUAAUUUAAAAAGAAUCACGCAUUUGUUAUUGUUGACGCGACUAGCCGUUAACAACAGGUCAUAAUGGACAGAGAAGAAAUAUGUCAGUACUUUAUCAGCAUUAUUAAAAAUGAGAAAGACAUUUCCGCUGGCAUGGCUGCCAUUCGUACUUUACUCAAUGUAUUGAAACAUUCUAAAUCGGAAACAGUUCAAGAGCUUCGGGUCUGUUUACAAGAGGCAAUUGAUGCUAUGCGUUCCACAGAAACUCCAGUCACUGCAAUUGCCUCAGGAAGCGAAUUGUUUCUCCGUUUUAUUACAUUAGCAACACUGGAUACACGGUCAAUAGCAGAGUGCAAAGGAAUCAUGUUGGAAAGAGGCAAAGUAUUCUAUGACAAAUUAGUUGCAGCACGAGGGAAAGUAGCCAAGGUAGCAGCACACUUUAUUACUGAUGGCUCGACAAUACUCACACAUUCAAAAUCGAGAGUAGUGCUGCAGGCAAUGAAGGAAGCUGCAGCGAGUAAGAAAAUAUUUGAUGUGUAUGUCACGUCAACAUCACCCGACAACAACGGAGAAGAGAUGUGCCAGAGUUUAAUAAAAUUGGGAAUAUCGUGUACAGUGAUAUUGGAUUCCGCAGUGGGAUAUGUUAUGGAGCACGUAGACAUGGUGAUGGUCGGAGCAGAAGGUGUCGCGGAAAGCGGCGGUGUGAUCAAUAAGAUAGGUACAUAUACAAUGGCCAUAUGCGCGAAAGAGAUGAAGAAACCAUUUUACGUACUGACAGAAAGCUUCAAAUUUGCAAGAAUUUAUCCUUUAAAUCAAGUAGAUUUACCUAAUGAAUUUAAGUAUACAUCCAGUACUUUAAACAAGAAUUUGAAAAAGGAGCAUCCUUUGGUAGAUUAUACUCCGCCUCAUUACAUCAGCCUAUUGUUUACGGAUUUGGGAAUUCUAACACCGUCGGCCGUUAGUGACGAACUCAUUAAAUUGUACUUGUAAUUAUCAAGUGACAAGUUUUUUAAAUUCUAUGAGUGUCACAUAAUACAAUGGAACACUACUCGGAUAUUUGAGUCUUAUCUAUACCUGAAGGUGUAAAGACUAAGACUAACAAGGGAACCUCGCAAACCCGAAAAUUCUGAUUUUAAUAAAACAUGGUAUAAAUGUAGAGAUGGUAAAUACAUAAAUUUAGAAAUUUUUAGUUGCUGCUUAUAAACGAUUUAAAGGGUUGAAAUCAUUCUACAAAAGUUGAGGGUUUUUGCUUUUUCUCGAUAUACUCUUAUCUCUUAAACUAAACAAAAUAUCAAAAGAUGUUUUAUACAAAAGUUUUACAGUAAAUACUUCUAUUUACCUAUGCUGUUUAUUUUUUGAAAACGAAUUUACGAGAACUCUUUAAAUCGUUUAUAAGCACCAACUAAAAAUUUCUAAAUUCAUGUAUUUACCCCCCUCUACAUUUAUGCCAAGUUUCAUUACAAUCGGAAUUUUCGGGUUCGCGAGGUUUCCUUGUAAGAUAAAGUGUUGAAACAUCUGUUGUACUUUUGUAAAAGACUAUUAUAUAAUCUUUAUUAAUUUAUUAUACAUGAUAUUGAGUAUCAUGUGUAUGUAUACACACACACACACACACACACACACACACACACACACACACACACACACACAUAUAUAUAUAUAUAUAUAAUAUACAUAUGGAAACAAGAUAAAUGCCUUUCAUAUAAUUGCACGUGAAAGAUAACAAGUAAUAAACUGUGUCUAUACGAAGAUUACAUCAUGUUAAAACAACACAUUAAAACAGACUUCUUCAUAAUGGAGUGUUAUGUAAUCUAUACACAUAAAAACUGCUUAUAAUUGCGUGCAAUAUGUAACAUGGUGUCGUUUAAACAAAAUUACAAGAGAAACAGAAACGUCUAAAUUACAAGAAUCUUGAAUUAUUAACUUUGAAACAGCGUUAAACGUUAUAACCGUUUUAUACACUCUACAAAUGAAUACAAGCAUUUACAUAUCAUUUUUUUCCGCCAUGAUUAUAUAUUACACAAUAAAUUUAUGAAUAUAAGAUUAUAAGAAAAAUGCGACAAAAUUUCUUACAAUUGAGAUAUAUUGCAAGAUUCUUAAUUCUACUUUUUUCUCUCUUUAAUGGCUUAUAGUAAGACUAAAAUAUUCUUUGAAGAUUUGAAGUUAACAAUAUUAGUCUUUUCAUAUUUCGCGUGUUUUUUUAAUGAGAUUCUAUACUAUAAAUUGUUAACUAUGAAUGAAUAUGAUAUACGUAUAUAUAUUGUUUAAAUAUCUUCUAUAUCUUUCAAUGCUGAAAAUCCUUAUUAGAAAUUAUAGAUAUAUGUGAUCGUAUAUUUUAUGUACAAAAUCUUCGAUAUCUUCAGUGUGCUUUUGAUUUUCAUGAAAAAUGAUAAAUUUUAUAAUACACUAGA
Monomorium pharaonis (pharaoh ant) is the source of this 2848-nucleotide messenger RNA. It is a transcript of the gene eIF2Balpha, whose product is annotated as translation initiation factor eIF-2B subunit alpha. The transcript is spliced from 8 exons. Gene Ontology annotation, biological process: translational initiation. The record is from RefSeq and is a predicted model, not a curated record. Bases 525 to 1430 code for a protein of 301 amino acids. Gene Ontology annotation, cellular component: eukaryotic translation initiation factor 2B complex. Gene Ontology annotation, molecular function: guanyl-nucleotide exchange factor activity; translation initiation factor activity. Lineage: Eukaryota; Metazoa; Arthropoda; Insecta; Hymenoptera; Formicidae.